This is a messenger RNA of Achroia grisella, 1155 nucleotides long. RefSeq names its product SUMO-activating enzyme subunit 1 (gene Aos1). NCBI's taxonomy places the organism in Eukaryota, Metazoa, Arthropoda, Insecta, Lepidoptera, Pyralidae. Gene Ontology annotation, cellular component: cytoplasm; SUMO activating enzyme complex. Gene Ontology annotation, biological process: protein sumoylation. The coding region runs from base 95 to 1114 and encodes 339 amino acids. The transcript has a single exon. Gene Ontology annotation, molecular function: SUMO activating enzyme activity. The record is from RefSeq and is a predicted model, not a curated record.
CUGUCAUCUGCCAUCUGCCCGGCGUCUACUGUCACAAUUAAGCGUCAUUGAAAUAAACUGAAAAACUAACUUUAUAUCAUAAAAUUCUUUGAAAAUGGUUGAAAAUAAUGAAGUAGAACUAUCUGAGGCCGAGGCAGAGCAAUAUGAUCGCCAAAUACGUCUGUGGGGUUUGGAGUCUCAAAAAAGAUUACGUGCAUCAAAAGUAUUAAUCAUCGGUCUAUCAGGUCUUGGUGCUGAAACCGCUAAGAACAUAAUUUUGUCAGGAGUCAAAAGUGUUUGCCUCUUAGACAACGAGAAAUUAAAAGAAAUCGACCUUUACUCUCAAUUUUUAGCACCUCCUGAUAAAGUAGGCGAAAACAGAGCCGAGGCGUCACUACAGAGAGCGAGGGCAUUAAACCCUAUGGUGGACGUCACUUCAGAAAACAAAUCCGUGGAUGAGUUACCCGAUGAGUAUUUUACUACAUUUGACAUUGUAUGUGCAACUGGUUUAAAGCAAGAACAAUUGGAACGUAUUAACAAUGUAUGCCGUGACAGCAAUAAGAAAUUCCUUUGCGGCGAUGUCUGGGGUAUGUAUGGGUACAUGUUUGCGGAUCUCGUUGAUCAUGAGUAUUCAGAAGAAAUAGUGCAGCAUAAGGCCGUGAAACGUGGGCCUGACGACACAGAGAAAAAUGCCCGAGAAACAGUUACUAUCACAGUGAAACGCCGAGCGAUCUAUGUGCCCUUGCAAAAUGCUUUGUCUGCGGACUGGACGAAGCCAGAAUUGCGUUCGCGGUUACGUCGCGGAGACCCAUCCUACUUUGUUAUGAAAGUUCUGCUGCGCUUCAGAGACGAGUAUAACCGCAACCCUGAUCCAGCAAAAAGGAAAAACGACACCGAAAUAUUGUUGCGUAUGCGUGAUGAACUUGUCAAAGAAUUAGCACUUCCUGUAGGUUUUGUGAGUGAUGCAUUGUUGACGGAUGUAUUUGGCACUGUAUCGGGAGCUGCUGCUGUGGUGGGAGGAGUUAUUGGCCAGGAAGUUGUGAAAGCCGUGAGCCAACGGGAACCACCACACAAUAAUAUGUUUUUCUUUAACCCUGUUAAGUGUGUCGGUUUUGUAGAACUUUAUGGUCAGUGAAGUUGAUCUGUGUAGGUUAUAAGAAGUUUAUAAGAUAAAUA